AUGCCGAACAAAAAGUCAACAUCUUCCAAAAAGGGAACAGCAGCAAAUGACGAUGCUCCAGGUACCUGUCAGUCUACCUCCGGACGGAAAGAAACCAGAGAGCCCCGUAUAAGGAGCCGAAGCAGCAGCCCAGUUCGAAGAACGAAGACGGAGUCAACUACAACGUUGACAGGCGUUGACCCGGUAUCAGAGAUCGCGGAUAAACCUCAGAACCUAGAAGAAGAAGAAGAAGAAGAAGAAGAAGAAGAAGAAGAAGAAGAAGAAGAAGAAGAAGAAGAAGAAGAAGAAGAAGAAGAAGAAGAAGAAGAAGAAGAAGAAGAAGAAGAAGAAGCAAUGACCCUGCCGGAAAAAGGGCCAAACCCGCAGGUCAAUGUUGAGGAUGUCAAGAACGAAUGCGGGGAAAAGAGCUUCAAUUGGCACAAUGUACACAAACCUCUAGCCAUUGACUACCAGCAUGCGUAUCCGAAAGAGUGGCCAACAGAGAUUCAGCGACCCUUUGGAUUGGCUCUUGACUGGGCACGUAAGCAUGCCGAACGCAAGCAUACCAAACUUUCUGUGGAGCAGAAAAGAGACCUCAUCUCUAGCCUUUAUGGCUACUGCAUUCAGAAUGACUUCGAUACUAUUGUAUCUAGACUUCCCCGAGAAUCGCAAAAUGAUUGUCUAACACACUUAGUUCAUCUUUUGCUUGUCAAAGAAUGCAUUUCCAGGUUCUUCACGAAUCCCUUCUGGUACCUUGUUCCGAACCCUAGGCCUGUGAAUGAUGGGGAUGAUAAAGGGAAUUUGGCAGCAAACGCAUCCGAUUUUGGAGCACAGAUAUUGGAGCUUUUUGAGAAAAUGCGUGAAUCUGAACCAGCGGCCGCCCAGCUUUGGCGCUUAUGGACUACUCGUUUCUCCCACCCAGAUCAUAAGCUCGGAUAUGACAUGAUCGCUCAUCGAGACUCCGUGGCUGACAAAAUAUGCGAGGAAGUCUUGGGCCAAGAGCUAGUGAAAUCGCUCCUCAGAAGUACGGUCAAAUGUGAUCUGGAUAGAGCCUUCCUUGACAUGCAGAAGGUCUUCAGGUCAGCCGCUGAACUUUCGGUGAAAAUUUCAUGCAACCUUGAGCGUCUGGAGUUUAAGACUCUCAAUACUUUGGGCCAUGCCUUUCAUCAUCCUUCGGCGGAGAUAGAAUUGGCCGAGGAUUAUGGAGGGGCUGAGAAGGAACAUUGUUUUGAUGACCGCCAAAUUCUCUUCUUGGAGUUUCCCGCCAUGUAUUGUUGCGGAGAUCUUAAGGAUCCCUUUUAUAAGGGUAUCCUUCAUAAAGCGGUUGUCUAUGUUGAGGAUGUAGAUUAG
Aspergillus tubingensis is the source of this 1329-nucleotide messenger RNA. Its product is annotated as NADH:flavin oxidoreductase / NADH oxidase family protein. Lineage: Eukaryota; Fungi; Ascomycota; Eurotiomycetes; Eurotiales; Aspergillaceae. The record is from RefSeq and is a predicted model, not a curated record. The coding region runs from base 1 to 1329 and encodes 442 amino acids. The transcript has 3 exons.